Clupea harengus (Atlantic herring) is the source of this 3324-nucleotide messenger RNA. RefSeq lists its product as uncharacterized. Gene Ontology annotation, cellular component: nucleus. The record is from RefSeq and is a predicted model, not a curated record. Lineage: Eukaryota; Metazoa; Chordata; Actinopteri; Clupeiformes; Clupeidae.
UACCUCUGAUCAUGACGUCUAAAUCUCGCGACGUUCAACUGUCUGUGUUCAAGAAAGAAUUUCAAACAGGCUAGGUUUACUGUACAGUUUUGACGAUGUGAUAAUGUUGUUCCUUAUUCUAAUUCAAACGUAUGCUGUAAGGUGAGUAGAAUGUCAUUUCGUUUUAUCUAGUCUAAUUUAUUCGGUCUGUAAACAAAGCAAUGACAUUUCACCGCAACCGAGGUCUGGCAAAUGUAAUGAAAUCGCCAGUGCUGGCUAACAUAGCCUAAUUUAUGCAGAAUGCGCAUCCAUUGCGGAUGUGGUGCAGAAUAAAUGCGCAGUGCGCUUUUACCUGCAUUUUAGUCAGGGAGAUUGUGAUCUAAUUUUUUACACUAAAUGUAAUCAUUGUCGUUGAAAUAGUAACUUCAGUUAUGCCUUUUCUUUCUAGUCCCAACUAUUAGCCCUGUUGUGUGGAAGCAGUGCCCCCCUUCACCUUAAUUUAACACAAACUAGGCUGGGCUUUGUAAUUGUUUUUGUGUUGGUUGCUGCCUUUGGGUUUUGGUAUGGUGUUGAGGUAAAUGGUUAUUUAUUUAUUAAGUUAAACGUCCCUCUUACCAGCAGAGUAUCUUGGCAUAGGCUUUGAAUCUACUAAAUGCUACAGUAAAGUAUGCUACUUGACUUCAGUGACUGUCUGAUCCUGUGAGUUUUACCAAGAGCUACUUUUAGUUUCCCCCAGGUGCCCUUUUUAUUACAUAAUAGUUAUAAUUUUACCACCACUGCUCAUUCAACACCAACAAAAACAUAAUGCAUGAAUGCAUGAAAUUCCAUUCAUAUGUUCAUGAAAUCUGAUUGCUCUGUGUAUUGAGUGGCAAUAGAACUAGUGUCAGUAGUUGAGUGAAUGGCGCUGCUUCUGCCACCUUGGUUAUUGUGUCUGCGAACCAGGCCUGAUUUAUGACUGAGUACUAUGAGGAGGGGGGGCUGCUAUACGAGCACUCGCCUCCCAAGCACAUCAAAGAAGAGUCGCCAGAGGGACCCUGCGGAGGAGGCGUCUCAGAGGAUGGCUUCCCACGGGAGGACGAUGACUCGGACGGCAGCUGUGAUCAAAACGGGAGCCUGCCGGAUGGGCUGCCUUUCAAUGUUGUGGUGGUGCACCCUAAUGUUGUGGCCCCUGGCUUGUCAUCCGAUGACUUAUUUUACACUGAACAGAAUAGAGGAGGGUCUUCUUCACUGGCAGGAGGAGGCGGGGGCAAACGGAAGAGCCGUUUCAGCGGAGCUGAGUUAGAGGUGCUGGUGUCAGAGGUCACGCGCUGUGAAGGCGAACUCUUCGGCCCCGCGGGGAGGCUCCGUCGCCGCGAGAGGGAGCGCAUCUGGGCUGGAAUACUUGAAAGGGUCAACGCUGUCUCCAGAGUUCCACGGACGCUACGUGAGGUGAAGAAGCGAUGGGAUGACCUGAAGAGACGAAAUGGUGGGAGGCUGGCAGACGCCAGGUAUCGCAGCUGUUACCUGCCAUCCAGCAGAGGAGCAUCAGUUCUGGGGAGGUCUGCUCAAGCAAGCCCCAGGCUUCAGCAGGGCCAUCAGAAACAGAGCACGCGAGGAAAGGGCCGGACCAUGAGUUUUUCUGACACUGAUGCAGGUGGUGGCGAAGGAUCUGAGAGAGAUGGCUUUGAGAAGGAGGAUGAAGCAGGUGAGCAUGACAGGGACGAAGGGGAAGGAGACUGUGGAGAGGGUGGUGACAGCAGCAUGGAAGACAAACUGGGAUUGGGAUUGGGUUUGGGAAUAGUGCCUCCGCCAACAUCAGAGCGUUGGCUACCUCCAUCCCCCCUCUACAGUGCUCCGUUCCUCAAUGGGACCCCCCAGCCUAGCCCCCAGCCAUCCCUGGGGCCCCACCAGGGUCUCCUUGAGGCCCCCCCUCCACGUGUCUCCUGGCUGGAGGAUGAGCUUCGGGGUCUGGGUGAAGCCGCAGUGCGGCUUGGGGACCGGGUGGAGCAGAGCUUGCGGGAAUUCGGGGAAGGUUUCCGGCAUGACAUGCGGACCCUGGUGACCUCCCAGGAGGCCCUCUCAGUCAGCCUACAGCAAAACAAUGUCCUGUUGCAGCGGUUACUGGGGCUGCUGGAAAGCCAGCAGCAGCAGGCUCAGCAUCACCCUCAGUCUCAUCCACAGCAGCAGCCUCAGCAGCAUCAACAACAGGUGUCACAGCAACAGCAGCCACAGCAUCAUCCGCCCUUAGAACCAAAUCAGGCACUACAGCAGCAACAUACGCAGCAGCAGGAGCAACGUCAACAUCCUAUAAACUCGAAUGAUCAGCUACCCUCUUCCCUUCCUUCUGUGCCACCAACUCCUGACAUUUUGGAUGGUACAGCCCACCCUGAACCAUCUACAAAUGUGAAUGGCACAGCCCAACGCUCACGACGGGGGAGGACAGCUGAUCAGCGCCGAAGAAGAAGACGCUAAAUGCUUGAUAAGGAAUUAGAAUGCUUUGAUGAAUGUUCAAUUAUUUAUUUUAUUUUCAGGUUUUCACUUUGUUAUGGAGAUAAGUGAUUUGUCUCAUUGCUGUCUUAUAAGUGAUAAUAGUAUUACCUAUACUUUAAAAUGUAUCAAUGAUUUAUACAUUUUGGUUUAAAGUAAUUCAUUCGCAAACUCAAUUUUUUCCGAAUGCAUUAAUUCUAUGACUUGUUGGAGUUGAGUAAACGUUAUAGUUGAAACCAUAUGGGUCGACAAUCAUCAUUAGAACCUUAAGCACUUUUGAAUGCGUUUCACUCAAAGUCAAGACUCUUGAGAGUGGGAAUGUUAAUGACGGGAAAUAGGAAUUAAAUUCAGAUUUGGAGGUUUCCAAAUUGUCAUUCUAGUUAAGUAGGGCAAGCCAGAGGUUCUGUGAAUCUCUCCUAUAUUUUAACACGUAUAAAGGGUAGUUAUCGUUCCUCCAAGCGAGAUUUAUAGCAGAGUCAUUUUAACAACAUGAACAGGGCUUAAAUUUGUUGCAUUGUGUGAGGACACAUGAAAUACUUUUCUCAUGUGAAAAGUAAAAAUGCCAUGUGUUCCUUAAUAAGCAUGUCAGAAGCUCUUAUUCCAGAAAGCACUUUUAUCCUACCAUUCAUUCCACAUUAUUGUGGUUUUAAAACAAAACAAAAAAAUACAGCAUACUGUAUGUCAGCUACUGUUAUGCGUUGUGAUUCUGCAUGCAGUUUCUGGUUUGUAAGCAAACUAGUGCAAGGCCUUUGCGAAGAGGAAAACUUUAACUAUUUUGCACAAUUUGUAUCUGAGGGGUAUAUAUUCUGGCAAUAUCUGUAUAUUACAUUGUAUCCUACUAAUCCGAAUGUAAAAUAAAGGCAAUGCUUAUGGAAAUGA